AUGGCAACAUUGUUUGGAAAACUUCAAGAGCAUGAGAAAGAGCUCAUGAACCUUGAAAAACAUGAGAAGAGUCAAAAUAAGGAAAAGAAGGAGAAAGCUAAGGACACCGAAAAGAAGUUUAUCGCUUUAAAGACUUCAAGAUAUAAGUCAUCCACCAAUGAUACGUGUGAGAGUGAAUCAAGUGAUGACGAUAAAGAUUCGAAUGAAGACAUGGGGCUGUUCGUAAGGAGGUAUAACCGAUACCUUAGAAAGAACAAAGUCCAACAUUCGGAUAAAAAUCCUAUCAACUAUAGAAGACAAUCAAAAUUCUCGAAUCAAGAGGAAGAUAAAGCUGUAGUGGUGAGGAAAAAUGUCACUGACAAUGUUGAGCAACCAGAUGCUCAUGAGGGGUCAAAGAUUGACAAACCCUCAGGCAAAGUGAGAGGUGAGAAGGCCAAGGUUACUCAAAGUGUUGAGGACAACCCUAGAGCUGAAACGAUUAACGUGGAAGAGCUCUCGGACAAUGAACUUCUGGCUUCAGUUGUCCCUAGGAUAGCCAAGAGAGUUAGGUCUAGAAGGGAGAAAAAGACUGUGGAGCAGAAGUCCCCCUCCAAGGAAGUUGGUGAAACAAAUCCUCACAAGCAACCAGAGUCAGGGAGUGCACACAAAAGGAAAGGAGAAACAUCCAAAGCUGGCAAUCAACCAGACAAAGCUAAUGUUAUUGCAGUUCUCAAAGAGACCUGCAAAGAGCUGGAGGCUAGAAAGCAUGCUCUGGAAAAGCUCAUCUUGCAAUUGGAGACUUCUGCUGAGGACACGGAUGGAGCUGAUAAGCAAAGUUCUGAGGAGGAGGAGGAGGAGGCCAGCUUUGAAGAGGAAGCUGAUGAUGAGGCUAAGGAUUAA
Lathyrus oleraceus (garden pea) is the source of this 879-nucleotide messenger RNA. RefSeq lists its product as uncharacterized. The transcript is spliced from 3 exons. Lineage: Eukaryota; Viridiplantae; Streptophyta; Magnoliopsida; Fabales; Fabaceae. Bases 1 to 879 code for a protein of 292 amino acids. The record is from RefSeq and is a predicted model, not a curated record.